CUAGAAGGGUAUGGAGCAUUGGUCUUGCAGGACUAACCUCUAAGGAGGAGGGGGGAAGGAAGUAGUGGGCUUUAGGACGGGCUUGAGAAGGUUGAUGCUCCUUGCAGCAAUGGAAGAGGAAAGCACCAUCCCUUAAGAGUAAAAAAAGGUUUAUUUUUAUUUUUGAAAAGGACAUUUGUCACCAAAGGAAAAAGACUGCUGAAAUGGGAGCUGAAGAAGAAGAGGUCGUUGUCACUCUCUCUGGAGUGGCACCCUGGGGCUUCCGUUUGCAGGGGGGCUCUGAACAGAAAAGACCCCUUCAAGUGUCAAAGAUCCGUAAAAGAAGCAAAGCAUGCCGUGGGGGCUUAUGGGAAAAUGAUGAACUGGUAUCCAUCAAUGGGAAAUCAUGUGCUGGCCUCUCACAUGCCAGCGCCAUGCAGAUCAUCGACUCCUCAAAUGGCAUCCUCAACAUUGUUGUAAAAAGGGCACUUAGUGGGGACCCAUCUGUUGAUGGGCUCCUGCGUUCCCCUUCCCCCCGGCAACUGCAAGUGCCCUCACCAACUCCUCCGCUCAGCCGGGCCUCCCAGUUGCGCAGUCCUGAACUGGCCAUUCCCCCUGCUGCCCUGCAACCUGAGCAGCAGCCCCGACGGCAGCAGCCCCUGGAGAACAUAACCUCACCCCCUGAUAGCGAAGCGUACUAUGCCGAGACCGACAGUGACGCUGAUAACAUUGCCCAGGAAAAGCACCGGAGAGCUCGCAAGAAGAGCCCCCGUUCUCCCCCAGGGGGGCCAAACAAUAAAGCGGGUGAGCCGCAGGAUGAAGUGUCACUUUCCGAGCUGAGCGGGUACGACAGCACCCCCGAGGCAACAGCGCAAGUUGUAGAACGUGGAGAAAACCACAGCGGCGUGGCCAAGAGGGAGAUAGUGUGCCAGCCGGGAAGUCGCACUGACACCCCCUUCUCAGAGAGUGAAGCUUUGCUACUGCAGCCACCCUUACCUGAAGACAGAGAGCCUUCCCCAGAGGCUAUGCUCCUCCCACAUGCAACUAAGAACAUUCGAGCAGAGAGGCACCUCAUCCCUAUGAUAGGGCCUGUGGAGCACCCCGUCGAUGAAGACCUGACCACCUCCUAUGCAGAGAAAGCCAAAGAAGCCAAGCUUCAUCGCAGUGAAAGUAUGCAGGAAAAGAAUGUGAAAGAAGCCAAAACCAAAUGCCGAACCAUUGCAUCCCUGCUGACAGAUGCGCCCAACCCCCAUUCCAAGGGUGUCCUGAUGUUCAAAAAACGCCGCCAGAGGGCAAAGAAGUACACCCUGGUCAGCUUCGGAAGCGUUGAUGAAGACCGCUGCUAUGACGAAGAGGACGGUGUCUUCCCAACCAGCGAAUCUGAGUUUGACGAGGAAGGCUUCUCUGAUGCCCGGAGCCUAACAAACCACUCAGACUGGGACAAUACUUACCUUGACAUUGAGAAGCCCAAGGGGCCUCCUGCCCACGAGCAGGACCAGGCUCAGCAAGGCCUCAGCGGAGCAUCAGGCAGGGGGGCACAGUUGUUUGAGCAGCAAAGGCAGAAGGCUGGUGAACAUACUGUGGAGAGAGUCGCUACUCAUGAGCCAGAAGAACAGCCCCCACCUCCACCUGUCCUUCAAGCACAUAACGUGUUACACAAUGAAGUACCCACUCCACAGAAGGCAGAAAGGGCCCCUCUGAGUGUCCACUUAGAAGCUGUGCAGGUCUCUAGCCAGCUGCCAUCACCCAGCCCAGCUCAGCUCCAGUCUCCAUCAGGCAUCUUCGGAGGAGGAGGAGUGGGCGCCCAGAACUCGCCAAGUGCCACCAGCAUCUUCAACAGAUCUGCCCGACCUUUUACUCCAGGUUUUCCCGGGCAACGUCCUAUGACUUCCUCUGUCAUGUUCAGACCAUCUGCGCCAAGGAAAAGCAGCGAGAGUUUGGGUGGACAGAGAACAGUGGUGCCUCCUUUCUCCCCUGUCACUCCAGGGACCACUCUGCUUCCUGCCGCUCCCAUGGCAGUGCAGCCUAGUGGCCCAGCAAGUACCUCUGUGUCUCUGUAUAUCCCAACCCCUCCAUCGUUGGUGCAACUCUCAGGGGCUGGAAGUUCUGCGGAGGCCAAGCCACCUUCCAACACAGCCCGAACCUCCACAGCUUCCAUAUACCUAUCAGCACCUUCUAAGCCAGCUGCAGAGGCUGUCGCUGCUACACCACCGCCAUUGCUGCCUUCCCAAGGCCAAGAGAUGGCUUCUUCAACUUUGUACAUCAGCCCAGUCCAACAGCAGCCCCUCUCCCAGCCCUACACUGCUGUAGUGCCAGCCAUCUCACGGCCUGCUUCUGAGCCCUUUGCCUCCAGGGAACAGAGAGUUGCAGUUCCGGCUCCCAGAACGGGAAUCUUGCAGGAGGCUCGCCGGAGGAGCAGCAAGAAGCCCAUGUUCAAGACUGUGGAGGAGAAGAAGAAGAAUUCCCCCAACCCUGAGUUGCUGUCUCUAGUGCAGAACCUGGACGAAAAACCCAAAGGAGACCACCACGGGACAGGCUUUGAGUCUGGGCCCGAGGAGGACUUCCUCAGCCUGGGGGCUGAAGCCUGCAACUUCAUGCAAGCCUCGGGCCGGAAGUUCAGGACCCCACCCCCAGUAGCUCCUAAGCCCCAGCAGUCAAAGGCCUCUGGUGGACUGGUGAACGGCUCCUCCUCUGCCAACGACAUAUCCCAUUUGAAGGGGAAAGGGGCAGAGCUCUUUGCCAAGCGACAGAGCCGCAUGGACAAGUUUGUCGUGGAGUCUGCUCUAUCACCGGCCCCAAAGGCCAGGACCCCAUCCCCGACCCCUUCCCUGCCUCCCUCCUGGAAGUACUCCCCCAACAUCCGCGCCCCACCCCCCAUCGGUUACAACCCACUGCUCUCUCCGUUUUAUCCCCUGGGAGCCAGCAGGUCACAAGCCAGCAAGGCAGAGAGCAAAGCGAAAAAGGGGCCCAGCCAGAAAUCGGGGAUCAAGGCCAUCGACUUCAUGCGGCACCAGCCGUACCAGCUGAAGUCCGCCAUGUUCUGCUUCGGGGAUGUGCCAGGCUCUGACGUCCAGGCCUCCUCCGCAAGCCAGGCAGCCCAGCAAUCCAGCCUGUCUUUCACCCCAGCCAAGCAAGUGCCUGUGAAAACAGCCCGGACCUAUGAGAUCCGCCGCUUCUCCACACCUGCUCCAGCGCCAGCUUCCAGCAGCCUGGCCCCUACAGUGCUGGCCCCCCGCUCUGCCACCACGUUGGAUGAGCCUAUGUGGAGGACAGAAAUGACCUCCAUCUCUGCACCCGCUUCCCCGGGGCCCUUCCAGGUGGCUCCCACACAGUAUCUAAGCUCCCCUGACCUCAGCCAGCCAGGCAGGGGGCCUUCCCCAAGCCGACCCUCCUCAUCCUCCAGUUUCCAUGUAGCGAGACCCAGGUUCUCAGCUGCGCAAACUGGGAUGCAGGCACAUACCUGGAGACCAAGUUCUGGUCACCAGUGAAAGAGAAAUAGCGCUUCCCCAUCCCCAUCAGUGGGCUUCUUCACACGUCGUGAUUUUUUAGGUGUACACCUAAGGGGUUUUUGGGGGGCGCAUACAUCUAUUAAUUUAAAGUGUAAAUGCAGCAGUUCAUCCUAAAAGUGCACCCACCAGAGAGCUACAAUUGGCUGCAGCUCACUUCUGAGUGCCCACUUUGUGGCAAACCCAGGUUUGCUGCUGUGUGAUGAGAUGAGAUGGCCCACAGACGCAAGGCAGGCGUUUGAACAGAAUAGUUACCUUUAGCACCUCCCCCUCCCCCUCCUUUUCUGUUUAAGUUGAGUUCCUGUAAAUUAGGACAAUGAAACCAAAUGGGGGGCAAGCAGCCUCCUUUUCCGAAUCCCUGAACUAUCCAUUUUUUGGACUUGCAACAUUUCCAAGGGAUUUAACUGUGUGUGGCUGGAACAGGAGAAAAGUAGCAACGAUAGAAGGGUUUGCCAUUCACGUAGCAGCAAGAUUCAUAACCGCCCUAGGAAAAGCAGUGCUGUGCAGCUGUAAGCAAGUGCAUUUUUAUCUUUGAGAACAGCUCCUCGCCUCAUCAUCCAGAAGCCCUGAGCAUGGUGGUAAGGUGGAAAAGAAGCAGUCGCAGAGGCAUGGAUGGAGUCUCCUAAUUGUCUCUCAACAUCUGCCUGCUAUAGCCCACAAAUUCAAAGUUUUCAUCACUCUCUUCCCAACAGGAUUGUCUUGGAAGCUUGUUGUGAGUUCCUUGGGGAGGCAGCCAGUGAUGUAUUGCAAGUUUCCGCUUGUGCUAGGCAUAAGAGACCCAGUUUUUGCCCUGCCUUAACUGAGAGCAAUGCUGUAGCACAGCCAAAAUUUUCCAAGGAAAUGCAAAUUGUUGUUAUUAUUUCUUAAAUUUGUAUAUGGCCAUUUAUCUGAAGAUCCCAGGGUGGUUCACAUCAGAAAAUCACUUUCUCUCUUGCAUUUACAGGAAAGGCUUGGCAGGCAUUUCCUCAAUGUCCCUGUGUUAUGACUCUGCCUCCACAUUAGCAUUAUGAAGCAAAUACGACGACUGCCAGGCAUGGCAUUUGCCUUGUAACAUGCUGUUCUCUCUUGAAAUGCCCCAAGACUAUGCCCCAGAAUCAUCUGCUUCUUCAACAUAUAAGUCAGAUAGAAAGUUUGAAAGCAAUUGGUUGACACAGAUGUGUGUGCCAUUUGCUACAUAAUUAAAUGAGACAGGAGACACAAAUUUCUCAAAGUUUCCUGGUCCUCCUCUGAACAGCCGAACGAGAGGCUGUGCAGGACUGCAAGGGCUGAAAAGACAAUGUUGUGUGUCGAAGCACCAGAGAAGGAGAAUCCUUUCAGAAAAAUGAAAGGAAGACCAAGUGUGGAAUUUUGGAGUGCAAGGUUUGACAUUAAUCUCUUGCUAGAAUAGGACACUGUAAGUGGGAGGGAGGAAUGUGUGAACAAGUGUGGGAGUGGUUUUCAGAGUCCACAGGACAGAGUUUUAAGGCGUUCCUGUACCUCAGAUGUUUGGUCCAAUGUCUGACAAGCUAGCAACUGGAAAUGCAAUUCCAGGGCCAGUUUUUGUAGACUCUCCCAGGUCAAUGAAAGCUAGCAGGGAGAGAAGGGAUGGCUAGGAGUUUUAUAUCUACUCAAAGCCAGGAAGGGAUAGUAGAACAGGCAGCUUGCUGGAAGAACUGCCCAGGAUGUGCUUGGGGUGUUUUAUGCAUCCCCCGAAGCAGGUGGAAUUGACUAGGCCUACGGCCUCCUGUAAUGUAUCAUUGCUGCACAGUUUAGAGCCACUCGUGAGUUUUUGGGGGGUGAAGUUCUUAAGUGGGGAGGCUCCCCAUGUGAUUUAGAGCCCUAUGCGUUUGCACAAGAGGAGACUGAGCGGCUGAAUAAGGCUUGUAGCAUGGAGAAAAGCAUGUCUGCCAUUUGAAAUCAAUGCAUCAUGUAUAUGUUUGGGCCAGUUAUUAUGAGGCUCAAACAGCAGCUGAGAUGCCGAUUCCUUACUCCCUGCUGGUUGGAGAAGAUACACACACAAAAAUACAUAUAUACUGUAUAUAUGAGAAUGCUCCUGAUCUGGGAGUCAGGUGAUCCCAAAGAGCCAAUCCCCUGUCACUGCCUGUUAUCGUAACAGUUUGGUGCACCCUUAUCUUCUUCAGCUUUGUAGAUGGAGUCUAGAUAUUGUUGGGCUACAAACUCCCAUCAUUCCCAGCCACCUUAGCCAACUGUAAGAGAUGAUGGGUGUUGGAGGCCAACAACAUCUUGAGAUGCAGUGUCGAAGAACACAGGCCUGAACUCAGCUGUCUGUUGCAGGAAGUUAUCCUUUCAGCAGGCGUUGAUGGUUGAGGUGGGGCUCCAAAUGCAAGAGGAUGGAUACCGGUAGGUUCAAGGAAGAGUAGAUAUGAAAUACUGGUUAACAUUGUCUGAAGAAUGCUAAGUCUGAAGAAUGCAAACCUGUCAUUCAAGAGGGAGACAGAUGGAGCACAAGGGUGGUUUGUAAUGUGUUGUUUCCACAUCCAGAUAUGUACUUAGGCCCAAGUUCAAAAAAAAUUGGGAGGCCUCAGCCUCCGUGUAGUCCUGUUGACCUCAUGCAGCCAAGUUUGAGUGUUGAGACCUAGCAAAAUUGGGGCUGGGGAGGAGGGUGUUGACCACUGAGACAUACUUCUCAAAGCUGCUGUGCUGUGAAAUGCAGGUUGCUAGUUUCUGACUCUUUUGAGCCUCCUGUGUGUUUAACAGCUGCUUGACUGCAAGAAGCACUGUAGUGAUGAUAGCAGAACCUCCCUGGCCUGGCACGGCUUGCUCUGCAGCAACCAAAGGCAAAAAACCUCUCUUGGUGCCCUUUCACCAAGAGCCUUCAUGGAAAGGCUUAGUACAGGCAGGAAGUACAGAUCAGGGUAGUGAUAGGCUUACCUUUGAAAACGGGUGCCGGGCACCAUGAGAAUGUAGAAGAUAGGCUCUUCCCAUUCCUUCUGCCUAGCACAGGUUUUCAUAGUUUAAGAAGAGGUGUGAAAUGGUGGGGGGGGGGAAGGAAGCCUCUUUGCAAGAAGCCUGAGAAGGGAGCACACUAGAGGAAGGAAUCCAGUGGCUCUGUUCUACAUGACAGCCCCUGUUGAGCCAGUCUGUGCUCUAGAACAGUGUUUCCCAACCAGUGUGCAUCAUUCCUGACCACUGGUCUUGCUAGCUAGGGAUGAUGGGAGUUGUAGUCCCAAAACAUCUGGAGGCACACUGGUUGGGAAACACUGCUCUAGAAAGGUUCCAAGUCCAAUCUUACAGCUUAGGAAGUGAAACAAGAUGCUAGAAUUCAGAACAGCUUAGGAAGCAAUACCAGGAGCUAGAAUACAGAACAAGAGUUGGGAGCAAGGCAUUUGGAGGAGCUCUUGAUGAGGCUUCUGUCAUUUUCAUUUUCACAGUCGCACACAACCCAGCUGGAAACCACACCAGUGAAAUCUUCAUGUUACCCUUUGUCAGAUAUCUUGUCAUUGUUUGCUAUUUAGACUGGCAGCUCUCUUGUUUCUCCGGGAGGGUGUUCAAAUUUCACACCCAAGAAAUGAACCUGCCAGCAACAUCCUGAAAUACACAGGGCUGUACAUCUCAAGCAGUAAGAGAACUUGUUCUGUUCUUUUGGAAAUAUUUUUAUUUCAUUUUAUUUUUGAAGUUAAAAGUCACUUUACAACUGCUUGUGCUGAGGAAUAAAUUUCUGAUACGCACUUUAA
This is a messenger RNA of Zootoca vivipara (common lizard), 7159 nucleotides long. It is a transcript of the gene SYNPO2L, whose product is annotated as synaptopodin 2 like. The record is from RefSeq and is a predicted model, not a curated record. Gene Ontology annotation, biological process: positive regulation of actin filament bundle assembly. Gene Ontology annotation, molecular function: actin binding. Gene Ontology annotation, cellular component: nucleus; Z disc; actin cytoskeleton. NCBI's taxonomy places the organism in Eukaryota, Metazoa, Chordata, Lepidosauria, Squamata, Lacertidae.